CACGAGCGGCGGGCAGCGCUGCUCGCAGUGAAGGAACGCGGUGGAGCAGCGCAGUCCAAAAUGAAGGAGUGCGUCUGGAAGCUUUGACCGAAUUGAUGAAGAGCGACUGGCAGCGCUGCCUGAAAUGAUGGAGAGCGGCGAGCAGCGCUGCAGCAGCUGGUAGCUAGCGUCUGGAGCUGGCAGCUGGAUGAAUUCAUAUUUUAGAUCUAAGUUUGAUUUCUACCAAGCCAGUCGUGGCCUGCAAUAACUUCGGCCUUCACCAUGGAACUCAACAUAAGAGAUAACCAAAUCAGCAUGGUGUACUUGGUCGGUGCACCAAUCUUCGUGUCCCUGCUGCUCGUUCACUUCUACUACUGCUGGCUGAGUGUACGCGAGUGUCACCGCUCAAGGGUGAGAGGGGAGCAUCGUCUGCUGCUCUCGCGCGCCCACGCGUCUGUAGUACUGCAAGUUGAGGUCUUUUGACAAACGGAACGGUUCGGCUGAAUGUGACUCAUUCAUUAAACUGGACUUAUCGCCAAACUGGGGGGGUCGGUUCUUAUCUUUCAUUCUGAGUUUGCUUGAAAUGCUGUGAAAUGUGGUAAAUUAAUAUUUAUAUAGUUCUGAUUUGCCAUAUUAAUACUAAGAAUAGAUGUACUUACAUUAUAUUAUAUAGCGGUUAAAGUCAUUAUGUAAAUUUCUG
Messenger RNA from Drosophila guanche, 679 nucleotides. RefSeq lists its product as uncharacterized. NCBI's taxonomy places the organism in Eukaryota, Metazoa, Arthropoda, Insecta, Diptera, Drosophilidae. The transcript is spliced from 2 exons. The record is from RefSeq and is a predicted model, not a curated record. The coding region runs from base 262 to 462 and encodes 66 amino acids.